UUUCCAAUUAUCUGGUAUUUCAUCUACUAAAAAACAACGAGAUAGAAGUGGGAGUUGGAUGGCCAAAUGCUGCAAACUGCAUCAAAAAAAUGCUCGAAAUCCAGUGAAGCCGAAGAAUAUUCAAAUGGUGGUCUCCUCCACUGCGCUCACCUCGUCCUUCCAUGGCUGACCUCCCUCGAACUCGCAAACAUUUCUCUCUCCUGCAAAUCCCUCAACGCCGCAUCCAAAUCCAUCACCCUCCGCCGCAUUCUCGACGCUUCUAGAUCCAUCGAGCCCCUCCCCAUUCCCUUCCACAGUUCAAUCGACAACCACCCCUACGCCUUCUUCCUUUACGCCCCCGCCGCCAUCGUCCCCAAUCUCCACUCCGAUCGCCGACAACCAUGGGGCUCCAUUUCCGAUCCCGGGCCGGACCAUCUCCAGACCGAAUCCGCGAGUCUGGUCCUCGCAUCUGGAUGUCAUUGUGAGAAUUGCGCGGAUUCCGAGUUCGAAUGCCCCUGUUCGAGUCUCGAUGGGUUAGAGGAUGUUGCUAGCGAGUGCGGACCGCGGUGUUCUUGUGGGCUGGAGUGUCAAAAUCGGCCGACUCAGAGAGGAAUUUCUGUUCGAUUGAAGAUUUUGAGAGAUGAGAAAAAAGGAUGGGGUCUGUACGCGGACGAGUUGAUUCAAGAAGGGUCUUUCGUUUGUGAGUAUGCAGGUGAACUUUUAACCACUGGAGAAGCAAGAAGGCGGCAGAAACUAUACGAUGCACGGGCAUUAGGUGGGCGUUUUGCUUCGUCUCUUCUCGUUGUGAGAGAGCAUCUUCCAUCUGGAAAUGCAUGUUUGCGAAUUAACAUCGACGCAACACAAAUUGGGAAUGUUGCGCGGUUCAUAAAUCACUCUUGUGAUGGAGGUAAUCUAGCAACAAGAUUGGUGAGAAGUGCAGGCGUUAUGUUGCCUCGCCUUUGUUUCUAUGCUUCAAGAAUGAUAACAAAAGAUGAAGAGCUUACAUUUAGCUAUGGCGAUAUCAGAUUGAAGCCCGAAGGUUUGAAAUGCUUCUGUGGUAGUUCUUGCUGUUUGGGAAUUCUGCCUUCAGAAAACACAUAAUUUUACUUUCUGUUGUAUACUUUCUUCACGUUAGAUUGGAUGAACAUUAAUUUCAA
Molecule: messenger RNA, 1136 nt
Organism: Momordica charantia (bitter melon)
Lineage: Eukaryota; Viridiplantae; Streptophyta; Magnoliopsida; Cucurbitales; Cucurbitaceae
Gene: SDG20
Product: SET domain protein 20
Molecular function (GO): protein binding
Source: RefSeq, a predicted model, not a curated record